Molecule: messenger RNA, 1419 nt
Organism: Hydra vulgaris (swiftwater hydra)
Lineage: Eukaryota; Metazoa; Cnidaria; Hydrozoa; Anthoathecata; Hydridae
Product: ATP-dependent DNA helicase PIF1-like
Biological process (GO): DNA repair; telomere maintenance
Molecular function (GO): DNA helicase activity
Source: RefSeq, a predicted model, not a curated record
AUGCCAGUCGUACUUGCUGAACAGGCAGCUCUUCGUCAAAUUGAAUCUUUAAUUAUUCAGAGUGGUAAAACCUUAGCUGGUUAUAAUUUGCCUGCUUUAGAUCAGUUUUUAGAUAAUGUCCGAGAAAAUGAUGAAGAUGCUCAAGUGUUUAUUGAUGAAGCAAACCGUGUUAGGCCGUUAUUGAAUGAUAAUCAGCGUAAUGUAGCUGAUGCGAUCCUUGCUGCACUAAGUGAGGAACCUACAAAUGAAAAUAAGCAUUCAAGAUUGUUCUUUUUGGAUGGGCCUGCCAAUUGUGGUAAAACAUUUACUUACAAUUAUUUAAUUGCUGAAGCACGAAGCAGGCAUAUUAGAACUGCAACAGCUGCAUGGACAGGAAUACCUGCAACUCUUCUCAAAAAUGGGUGCAGAAUGCAUGGCUUAUUCAAACUUCUUGUUCCGAUUUUGGAAACUAGCACAUGUAAUGUAACUCCAAACUCUAUUCAUGGUAGAUUCCUGAGAGAAGUCAGUUUGUAUUUACUUGAUGAAGCAUCUAUGAUACCCAAAUAUGCUUUGAGUGCCAUUGAUAAGUUAUUACAAGAUAUUUGUAAUAACAACUUUCCUUUUGGUGGUAAAGUUAUUCUUAUGGGUGGAGAAUUCAGACAAAUACUUCCAGUUGUGAAGCGAGGUCGACCAGCAGAAGUUAUAGAAUCAUGUUUAAAAUGUUCUGAACAUUGGCAAUAUGUGCAAAGGUUCUCAUUAACUGUAAAUAUGAGGGUUCAGAUAGAAGAGGAGGAACUUUCUCAAUGGCUUUUAAAGCUUGGAAGUGCAACAUUUCCUGUCAAGCCUGAAGAUCCUUUGCGAGGGUGUAUUGAAAUACCUGAGCAGUGCUUUCUUAGUUAUAAUGAAUCUAUUGUGGAGAAGAUUUUUGGUGGUGAAGGAGAAGCUGAUUAUGCAAAACGUGCUAUUUUAACGCCAACAAAUGUUGAUUCAUUGGCAAUAAAUGAAGAAGCCCUUCAUCGUUUACCCGGUGAUAUGAAAACAUAUUUAAAUUCAGAUAGCAUUGAAACUGAUGAUCGUAAUGAAAUUAAUAACUUUCCAGUCGAGUUUUUAAAUAGUUUGACUCCAUCAGGUAUGCCUGUUCAUUGCCUAAAAUUAAAAAUUGGUGGUGUUAUAAUGCUACUUACAAAUUUAGAUCUCAAAGGUGGACUUUGUAAUGGAACCCGUUUGAUGGUUCGUGCACUACACAACAAUUACAUUGAUGAUGAGGUUUUAACAGGUGUAUCAGCUGGUAACAGGAUAUUUGUUCCUCGAGUUCAAUUAGCUCCAUCAGAUGCAAAUUUACCUUUUACACUUAAACGUCGUCAGUUUCCAGUUAGUUGUUUCCAUGUAAAAAGCGGUGUUACUUGGCAACGUGUAUUGCAAGAUUGUGAUCCUUGCUAG